Messenger RNA from Darwinula stevensoni, 3927 nucleotides. The record is from the annotation of a GenBank genome assembly. Lineage: Eukaryota; Metazoa; Arthropoda; Ostracoda; Podocopida; Darwinulidae.
CCUCCGAUUUGCAGCAGGUUUACCUGUCAAUAGUCUAAACAAUUCAAGCGGAUCAGGAGUUGAUGGGAAAAUAACCGGCGGGAUAUCCAAUGAAUCAAUGAUUUUGGCCAUCUCUGCUGCAGCGAUUUCGGUCGUGGCUCUGACAGUGGGCUCUAUUUCCUGCUAUCGUUUCAGAAAGGAGAAAGCCAGAAAAAUCGAAUUAUCCGAGGAAGAGACAGAGCGAUUCUUCAGAGGACAACCGGAGAGCUUGAAUCCAACGAUGGGACUCGGUCAACAAGCACAUCUACUACCAUUCGAAAAGAACUGGGACUUUCCAUCUGAGAAGCUGAAACUCGGAGAAGUCCUCGGCAGUGGGCAAUUCGGUUACGUGCUGAAGGCUGUGGCUGGUGGGAUCUGUCCUCCGGAGCCCGAAACGACAGUAGCCGUGAAGAGAAGAAAGCCCCACUCCACUCUGGAAAAUUACCAGACGCAUUUGAUGGAGGUGAAGAUCAUGAGUCACCUCGGAAUGCAUUUGAAUAUCGUCAAUUUCCUUGGAGCAUGUACCAAAGGUUUGGCACAUGCCGCGCCACGUGGGGACGAGCGUUACCAUGGAACAGAAAUCCCAGUUGUGGUAGACAUCCUGACCGUCUUCGCCGGAUUGCUUCAUGCUGGUGCUGCAGAGUUGCAUAAUACCAAUCAUCCUAGUCUUUUGGAAUUAGCCAGAAACAUCGCUAAUAGGCUCCUUCUCUGUCUCGCUAAGAAGUCUCCUGUUGGCCUCUCGAACUUAGGUUGCUACCCUGAGCCAGUUGUUCGUGUAGAUGAUGGAGAAGUCCUCGGCAGUGGGCAAUUCGGUUACGUGCUGAAGGCUGUGGCUGGUGGGAUCUGUCCUCCGGAGCCCGAAACGACAGUAGCCGUGAAGAGAAGAAAGCCCCACUCCACUCUGGAAAAUUACCAGACGCAUUUGAUGGAGGUGAAGAUCAUGAGUCACCUCGGAAUGCAUUUGAAUAUCGUCAAUUUCCUUGGAGCAUGUACCAAAGGUUUGGCACAUGGGGAUCUGAUGAUGAUCAUGGAAUACUGCCCAUUGGGGAGCCUGGAGAAGUACCUCAGGGCAAAUGAACCGUACUUCGUCGAUCUGAUGGACCGUCACACCAAAACGCUCGAUGACAGCACCGGGAGACAGGGGCAUUGCACCGAUGAUUCUGCAAACGAAGAUACUGCACUCAAAGCUCAGAGGAAUGGAACACAAGGCGAAUGGGUUGUGAAAUAUGUCGCGGCUGCAUCUCCGGCGACUGGCUCCGGAGGAACCGACGCUAUACUCCAGAAGGAUUCUGUUGCCUCUGACUCCGGGAUUCUUCCAUCUUCAAGUGGAAGUGAGAAUGAUUCAAAACAUCCAGCGCUAAAGGGGAACAACUACCAUCAAUCCUUAGAAGGAUGCGUUCGCUCAAGACAAUUCACUACUGGCAAUCUCGUCUCUUGGGCCUACCAGAUUGCUAAAGGCAUGGAAUUCUUGGGUUCUCGAAAGGUGGUCUAUAGGAACCUGGCCACGAGAAGCAUUCUACUUACAGGAGAAAAAAUCGCGAAAAUUUCCGACUUUGACCUUGCCAGAGACAUCUAUGAGAACAUUCAGUACAUCACGAAGGGGGAUGGUCCAUUGCCGAUGAAAUGGAUGGCCUUGGAGUCCCUCACACAGGACAAGGUUUAUACGAGCAAAUCAGAUGUUUGGGCGUAUGGAAUUACACUUUGGGAAAUGUUCAGCCUUGGGAAGACCCCGUAUCCUGGAAUAAACGGCGCAGAGCUCGUCCGGCUUCUCCAGACGGGGUACCGCAUGGAGGCACCUCGAUUCGCCGAUCAUCAUUUCUACGAAAUAAUGAGGAAGUGUUGGGAUGAGGAUCCAAGCAAUCGUCCGACCUUCCACGCGUUGAGCGCAUGUUUCGGCGAAAUGCUUCCUGAGUCUGAGCGUCUGGUGGUCUAUAGGAACCUGGCCACGAGAAGCAUUCUACUUACAGGAGAAAAAAUCGCGAAAAUUUCCGACUUUGACCUUGCCAGAGACAUCUAUAAGAACAUUCAGUACAUCACGAAGGGGGAUUCGGAACCCUUCUGGGGCAUAGGACCUUAUUUGCCGCGUCUCGAGCAGGCCGAAGAGGUCUGCCCCAUGGCGUACCUCCGUGGAGCUAAGCGGCUACAUCAAUUCUACGAAAUAAUGAGGAAGUGUUGGGAUGAGGAUCCAAGCAAUCGUCCGACCUUCCACGCGUUGAGCGCAUGUUUCGGCGAAAUGCUUCCUGAGUCUGAGCGUCUGCACUACAUGGAAAAGUACGAGUUGUUCGAGAAAAAGAACGCAGAGUACUUCCGGACCAAGACGGACUACUUAAAAUUGAUUGCAACUGAAACGGAAGAUGGAUAUCAGAUACCGUUGAGUGAAAAGUAUGGAAAAGAAGAUAUUUCAACUGCACCCGAACAUGUGAAAUCGGAGAAUUUUCCGCCAAAGGUGGACAAUCUGCCGAAGAUGGAAACCAUUACACAAGAGGAUCACCUCCAGGAAAGACAGGAACCACAAAUGCAAGAAGAAAAUUCCAGGGAAAAUUCAAACCUCAAAAACGACCCAAUCUCCGGAAACGAGGAAAAUUGUCGCAUUGGAACCGAGCAAACUGGGAAUCCGGGUCCAUUGCCGAUGAAAUGGAUGGCCUUGGAGUCCCUCACACAGGACAAGGUUUAUACGAGCAAAUCAGAUGUUUGGGCGUAUGGAAUUACACUUUGGGAAAUGUUCAGCCUUGGGAAGACCCCGUAUCCUGGAAUAAACGGCGCAGAGCUCGUCCGGCUUCUCCAGACGGGGUACCGCAUGGAGGCACCUCGAUUCGCCGAUCAUCAUUUCUACGAAAUAAUGAGGAAGUGUUGGGAUGAGGAUCCAAGCAAUCGUCCGACCUUCCACGCGUUGAGCGCAUGUUUCGGCGAAAUGCUUCCUGAGUCUGAGCGUCUGCACUACAUGGAAAAGUACGAGUUGUUCGAUAAAAAGAACGCAGAGUACUUCCGGACCAAGACGGACUACUUAAAAUUGAUUGCAACUGAAACGGAAGAUGGAUAUCAGAUACCGUUGAGUGAAAAGUAUGGAAAAGAAGAUAUUUCAACUGCACCCGAACAUGUGAAAUCGGACAAUUUUCCGCCAAAGGUGGACAAUCUGCCGAAGAUGGAAACCAUAACACAAGAGGAUCACCUCCAGGAAAGACAGGAACCACAAAUGCAAGAAGAAAAUUCCAGGGAAAAUUCAAACCUCAAAAACGACCCAAUCUCCGGAAACGAGGAAAAUUGUCGCAUUGGAACCGAGCAAACUGGGAAUCCGGUAGUCGAAGAUGACCGUAGCGUUGAAUAUGAAAAAGAAGUCGAGCAAUGUGGAAACGCCACUACUUCGCACAUCUGACGAGUGGAAACGGAUCGCCCCAAAGUCAAGGAACGACGGUUAAAACAAACCAAUGAGCAUGCGAUUGCAUUCAUCUGUCUUUCUUUCUUUUAAAUGGAUGAAGCAGGUUCGAGGGUGUGAAUGCUCCUUGGUGGAAAAUCGCUCGUCAAUAGCAUGCUUUCAUCAAGAAAAAUCAGAACUAUAGCAAGUGAAUACCUUCCAGAAACGAACAUUACGACAACCAGUGUUUUGUGCUAGAUAUUAAAGCUGUAGUCCGUUGUGGCUAACAGAACUGGAAGAAUCGGUGAAUUAAGUAUGAAAUGCUAAAGUAAGUUUUGGCCGUCUCAGAAUUGACCAGCAGGUCUUUUUUUUUCUCUGAAUCCUCCACAUUCACCAUUCUUCACCGUCAUUUGCUUGUUUCUCUAUCGUCUUCUGCGUUUUCUGCUCCGAGGUUAAUUCUCUCGUCCUUUUGACUAAAAUAUAAUGAAUGGAUGACAAGAUUAAACGCUUGUAUUUAGGAAGAGGUAGUCUGGGAGAAGAAAUAAAUAACUCGUCCC